Messenger RNA from Lymnaea stagnalis (great pond snail), 3940 nucleotides. The record is from the annotation of a GenBank genome assembly. NCBI's taxonomy places the organism in Eukaryota, Metazoa, Mollusca, Gastropoda, Lymnaeidae.
GUCACCACUGGUAGAAUCCUUUUCGCCCAACCACGGACCUAUUUUUGGUGGCACGUUACUAGAGGUCAAAGGUCAGUACCUGAGAUCCGGCACCAACAGAAGAAUCUCAGUGGCUGGUAUCAAGUGUGUCAUACAAGAUACCUCCCAAAACAUGUAGGAUAUUUUAUUCUUUACUCGAAAUCCAUUAGAAAUGUUAGGGUUUUCAGUAUAACUUUUUUCAACAUUGUUUGAAAAUUUCUAUUUUGUUAGUUUAAACUCUCUUUAUAUUUUUAAAACUAUAUUUUUUUACACAUUUUUAGGUCAUUAUUUUGUUUAUUACCUUUAUUUAAGAAUAUUUGACAAGUUUCUUAUUUUCCUAACCGGGCCUAUGGCAAAUCUUGUAGACGUAAAUUUGUAAACUAUAGAGCUACAGUAAAAGUCGCUGGUUACAACUGCCCUAUAACAUCUUUAUAUUUUGGAAGGUUAUUUUAAUUCAAGUUUGCAUUUUCAAAUUUGCUUGACACAGAUCUCGAAGAAAUUAAAAUUUAAUAGGGUGUUGUGAUAGCUCAAUCGCUUCUUAAUUGUUUGUGUUGUGACGUCAUGCACAUCAAUUUUUCUAACAUCAUUGUUACAGCUUAAUCCUUGCUUAAUUCCCUGUGUUGUUACUUUAGGCGCAUCCUUUUUGUCAAGGGUAUGAGAACCACUGUUGUUAUGUGUAGAGCAUUGUUGCCAUCUUUGAUCGUGAUACGUGUAGCUGUAUCGUUUGUGUGAGAGUGUUGUGACGUAAUUGUGUAAUGGGAAGUGACGUGUUAGUUUUCGUUGUUGUUAGAGAGGAGAGAUGGCCGUUGUGCACUAUUCAAGACAUAGCUUCCUGUGUGAUGUUUCUAUGUGUGAGGAUUUCAACUAGAUAUAUUGUGAAGUUGAACGGUUACAAGCUGUAUAGUGAAGUACACUGAUUGUCAUGUUGAAGAGGCAUAUUAAAUUUAUAUAUUGUAUCGAAGCGUGGAGUGUUUGUUGAUUUGGAGACUAUUACUAUUGGUUGUGCUGUUCGGUGAUCAUGUGGGAGACUUGGCUGGAUGAAUAGACACUCAUUACCAUGAGUGGAUGAUUUGCAACACAACAGAUACAACGUCUCGACAAGUUUCUACCGUCACUGUUAUAGCUCAAUAGCUGUUUAAUUUACUGUGUUGUGACGUAAUACACGUGUUAUUUUCUCAAGUUACCCACCUCAUGUAUUCGUUCACUAAACAACAACUGCAUCAACAUCAAAUAUUAUUUUCAUUCAAUACUGACGCGGCCUGGUAUAUUUUCAUUAAUAAUUUAGAAUCUCAAGAAGUAUGUCUAAUAAAUAGACGCUAUAAAUGUAUAAUUUCAUGAUAUCUGUCCAGUGUGAUAGCGCAUUAUUCUCAUUGCAAAUUAUUAGGAUUUUUUUUUUAAAGCAGACUUUUCCCCUCCUGUACAGAGGUAGUCUUUAGCUAUAUAAUUAUUGACGCUAGUAACGUGUUAAAAAAAAACAAUGUUGAUUACUCUUUCCACCUCUUAAAACAUGUAACAGGAAUUCACUCAGAUGUCAAACCGGAAAACAUCAGAGCGGAAAACGUCUCAGCGGUGUCGUGACAGUUCACAUUGACAAGUUUCAACAGAACGUUUCUAAAACAAAUUUCACUUAUAAAAAAAAUCCUGUCAUCAUGAGUAUCAAGCCCGGCAACAUGUUACAAAGGUAACACAACCGUGGGUAGAUAUGUGUUCAUUUGCAACAUAAGCUGUAUAAUUUUUUUUUUCCAUUUACAAAUAAAACUUUGGUGUUAAAUAGUGGACAACAUGGAUGUAUUAUCAAAUUGACUAAUCUGUGACAAGUUUCUUUAUUUUUUUUUUUUUUUAUUUUUUUUUUUUUUUACAUUUACAAAUAAAACUUUGGUGUUAAAUAGUGGACAACAUGGAUGUAUUAUUAAAUUGACUAAUCUGUGACAAGUGCCUUUAUUUUUUUAUUUUUAUUAUAUUUUUUUGGGUGAUGGGUGUAUAAAAGGUUUAUUAAUUUGCACGCUAAUCAAAGAUGGGUAUGUUUGAUGCCAUUCUGACAUUAACUGCGAUGUUAUCAUUGUUGCUAUCCCAUCUUCCAACAGCGGCGGUACGAAUGUCAUUGUCACAGGGGCGGACCUCUCCAGCGCUGCAUUCUCAGAACUUGUUAUUUUCUACAAUGACACUUUCGACAACAAGAGUUUUGUAAGUUUAGAAAAUUUGCUUCUACUAUUGCUCCCUUACGGUCCUUUCGUUUAAAAAUAGAUAGCUGAAAAUUAAAUCUUAUUAAGUUAUCAGGAAAAAAACAGUCCAAAUAUAUUAAUUGUAUUGAUUUUAAAGGACGAUACAGACCAACUACAUUAACUGUAUUGAUUGCAAGGAAAGAAACAGACCAUAUCGAUUAAAGGUAUUGAUCUUAAAGGAAGAACUUAUGGGGAAGGGGUAGAAGUGGGGCUGAAAAUUUUGUGUGUGUUGUCAUCAGCAACGAGUCUAUGUGCGAGGUUUCAGCUCGAUAGGUUGAUGGGAAGUGGGUCAAUAAGCCAUCCUAAAAUUUUCCCUCCCAGCCAGAAACACACGAAUAAAAGUCAAGUUGAUAUAAAGUUGUUAUGUCUUUUUUUUUUUAAAUUAAGGAUGUAAAUUAGCAUUUACAAUGUAUGAGACACUGCGUUCAAGUUAUAUCAUGGUACUAUUUUUUGGUUGUCGUGUCUUUACAAUUUCAAGCUUUGGCAUAUUUUUUCUACUAUGUAAAUUACUAAUUCAACGAGUAUGUGUUUUUUUUUUCUGCCAGUUCGCUAAGGGUCAGUGCUUCAAUAAAAACAACACCACCCAGAUGAGAUGUGUCACUCCAAAUGUUUACGACAUCACGUCACCAUAUUUCACAAGGCAUCCAGCAGCCGUUCAAGUCGAAGCCCAGGUGUCCAUUGAAAUGGACGGCCACGACAUGGUUGUUUCAGAUGUGUCUCUAUCCAAGAAGUUAAUGAUCCAUAUUGAUCCCGAUUUCACUUCACAAGAUGCCAGUCUCUCGUUCAAAAAUCCAAAUCUUACCUUAUGGGUAAUUUACGAAUUAUUACUCAGAGAUUAAGAACGUUACAAUUUAGACUUUAUUACAAAUAUAAUGCACGAUGAACGCUAAUUUUUAGACUUAUUUUAGAAUUAAUACUCACAAGAAAUCUUUUCUCAUGGAACUUUGAUAUAGUCUAUUGAUAGAGGUUUAUUGUGUUGUAGUAGAAUAGAAGCAUAUUGUGUUGUAAUGUAUAUUUAUAAAAUUGAUGUCAUUUUACAACAGAAUUGCAAUUUGGUGUGUAACUUUUAGAAACUCGUGGUUUUUUUUAGUAUUUCCAAUCAGCUUUUUUAAAAGUUUUUUUAAAUCCGUAUUUUUAAAAUACGUCUAUUCGAUAAAUUUUGUUUUUUUAUUAUUAUUAUUUAUUUAUUUUUGCUUUCACUAACACAAAUUUUAGUCCCUAAAACAUACAACACGAAGCGACUGUUGAGAUUGUGUGUUUUUUCUUUGUAAGAAAAACAGUAAUUAAAUUGAGAAAAAAAUAUUAUCUAAAUUUCCACCAAAAUGUCAUCUAAAUUUUCAACAAAAUGUGCUCUACAUUUUCAUUGUGCAGGGCAAGAACCUACCUGUAUGGAUGGAUAAGCACGAAAUCAAAGUAAAGGUCGGUGUCGUCCCUUGUCCAGUAAAGGUGAUUUUCACCGGCCAUUUGGUGUGUAACGCUCAUAAUCUUAUUGAGAAAGUCAGACGUGAAAAAAAUCAAACGAAAUUGACAGACACUAAAGGGGACACAGCAGACAUGACUACAGUAUGGUCUACAACGAAUAAACCAGUGGACAGCAAGCCUAAUGCUGUGGACAUACGAGGCCGACAGUCUACAACAAAUACUUCCAUUCCUGAAAACAUCACUGCCGACACAAAUGCGCACCAUUCUAACACCUCCAC